AGCACUCCAGUUUCCUACAUGACUUGAAUGCAGCUUUCUUUAGCGCUGCGGUAACAAUGGCUACUGUCUGUCAGAUUUGGAGACCGGACAGAGGACGGUGCCUUAAAAGCUACGGAAUUAUCGCCGUUUUGUUUAUGGACCUCAUGUUACAGUGUGUUAACGGUUCCCUGAGCACAACUAAUGUUGAGACCCACUACACAAGAGAUGGACCUUUGAUCACUAGCCCGGUGGUCCCCGCUGCAGCCUCAGUGUUUCCUGCAGAUGAAGACACAUCCAAAUGUCCUAGUGGGGGUUUGUGUCACCGCCUGCCAGCUGAUUGCAUUCAAUGCGAUUACCAUCUCAAGUGCACGUAUGGCAAACCAACUUUAUUUACCUGUAGACCCAAAAAAGGCGUUCACUGCAUAGGAGAGUCUGGACAGCAGCAAACCAAUUUUUCUCUCAAUAUCACCUGUCAGUUCUGUUGGCAGCUGGACCCUUCCCAGUAUCGCUGCACAAACUCCACCAACUGUAUGACAGUCUCUUGCCCACGCAAGCGCUACAAUGCCACCUGUGAUGUCUUAGAUCAUGUACAUUGCUUAGGUAGAAGACGUUUUCUGAAACGUUUAUUUUGUAACUGGACCGGUGGAUACAAAUGGUCAACAGCGUUAGCACUCAGCAUUACACUUGGUGGUUUUGGAGCAGACCGGUUUUACCUGGGCCAGUGGAGAGAGGGUCUGGGCAAACUGUUCAGCUUUGGAGGCCUAGGCAUUUGGACUUUGAUUGACGUCCUUCUAAUAGGGGUUGGUUAUGUAGGACCCGCUGACGGUUCUCUCUAUAUCUGAAGCAAAGCCCUGGGGACAUGGCUGGCUUUGCUCUUCACACUGCUUCACUCUCAAAAGACUGAAGAUCUGAGAUGCUGUGUUCUUAGCACGUUUGGCUGGCUAAGCUCGCUGUGCAACACGUCUUCAUCCCAUCUGCUAACAGGCAGGAAGUGUUUUCCUCAUCACACCAAUGAUGAUUCUACCCACACAACCAUCAGAUCGAUCCCAAUCAUUCUGCGUCCAUGUCCUGUUGAGAUUGCGCAGAUGGUACUGUGCAGGGGUAUAAGGAGCCAGUAAUUACCUCUGUCCAGUUUCCUUGACUUAACUAGUGGUUAGGCUCUGUCUUGCUGAUAGGUAGCUGUGGUUUCCUGCGGCACAACGCUUUUGCGUUGGAGUUGUGCAUUGCUUCUCUCUUGUUGCAAGUUAAAUGCUUCAAUAGGGGUCAAAUGGUAACCAUGGCCAUGCAGAAUUUUAUGGUGUCACCACACAAAGGACAAAUUGAAAGGUGAUAUUUAUAUCCUGAUAGCAUGAAUGUGCAGAAGGGAUUUAAGGUGUUUUUUAUUGAUUGUCAUUUCAGUGGACAACCUGAACAGUUAUUUCAGCAUGUACUUUAUUUCUUCCCCUACAUUCAUUCAGCAGUGCAGGUCACAACUGUAAGAACACUCUCCAAACAGGGGUACAUUUUAUUUUCUAAAAGUUAAUAUGUUUAAUAAAUGAAAGCUACUAUAGUCUCACAACAGCAUUGCGUAGUAAACCAAAAGGAAGUAGUGUAACUGUCUCUUCCUGCAGCAUGUAGUUGGAUUUCAGUUGCAGAACAGAUAACAGUCGGUGUAUGAUUGUGUUUGUGAUAAAUAUUGAAACACUUGAAAUGUGCUGCAAUAGCAAACUCGGCUCCUUGUGAUUUCCGUGUUGGAGAUAUCCUCUGCAUUUAAGUGGCAAUUUUCUGUGAAAUCGUCAUCAUCCUUUACAGAAGUCUGUGUACUAACACUGUAAAAUCUUUUAAUUCACCCACAUUAUGUAAAUAUGUUUUAUGUGUCAAUUUAAGUUGCUUUUUUUCCUCUGUAAGGGCACUGUAAAUUUUGUUUUUUAGGUAAGAAAAUAAAAUUGAAAUAUUUGUUUAUCAAAUGUACACAGCACUGCUAACCAA
This is a messenger RNA of Oreochromis niloticus (Nile tilapia), 1947 nucleotides long. RefSeq names its product TM2 domain containing 3 (gene tm2d3). The record is from RefSeq and is a predicted model, not a curated record. The coding region runs from base 57 to 821 and encodes 254 amino acids. NCBI's taxonomy places the organism in Eukaryota, Metazoa, Chordata, Actinopteri, Cichliformes, Cichlidae. The transcript has 6 exons.